This is a messenger RNA of Xyrichtys novacula (pearly razorfish), 31893 nucleotides long. NCBI's taxonomy places the organism in Eukaryota, Metazoa, Chordata, Actinopteri, Labriformes, Labridae. The record is from the annotation of a GenBank genome assembly.
CGUUAGCUUGACGCGUUACAACAACAGCUGCUUUGCCAGUAAACCAGAAGGCGUUAAAGUUGUUUGCGAUGUGACAUGAACGUUAACUUACCUGUGUUGGCUUUAAAAGUUGGAUGUGAGCGUGCUGUCCGCUGCUUGUUCAUGGUGUUGCUGUAACAUUGGCUGAAGUCUCUUUUAAGGUAAGUUAAAACCGUCACAGAGACUAGCUGUUUACUACUUGUGGCGCAUGAAAGUGAAGUUUUGGUCGAGUGUUGCUAGCUUCUUUAACGUUACCUUCACCAGCUAGCUAAGGCUGCACCGUGUGGUUUCAUCAUUCAGAGAAAUGUAUUGUGAAUGUACAACCUUCACAUUAAGCUUGUGCAGCUUUACAUCUGUUAAGCUCUUUCUCGAGAUCGCCCUUUGUAAGUUCAAUGCAUAGAAACCUCAUUUCCCUUCAUCAGGCAUGAAGUUUGCAAGCCAAGCUGCUCCUCCAACUUGGCGAAAGAGAAAGCCGCACACUACUGCGUUCCGCUUUUUCACUUAAACCUGAAGAAAAACACUACCGAGACACAUCCAGUCUGCUGUGUAACAAAUGAGUCACUACUGUGCUCCCUUUUCAGUUUUUCCCACAUCUGCUAAGUAAGACACAUUUCUCUAAAUGUAACCCUUUUUAUAUCUGAACACAACACCCCAGUUUCCAGACUACAAAACCUCUGAUUCUGUGACUUGAAACUAGAGAUGGAUUGAUUAAUCGGCUGGCUAAUUAAAGAAGCCAAUCAAUGGAGACAAUCAAUAGCAUUUAAAAUAAUUCAGAAUCAGCAGAUGUCUACAUUAAAGCAAUUACUAGAUGGUGUGUAAUCGUGGUUGACUGAUAUCUAGGGAAGCACUGUGAGUAUUGGCAGCUCAUAGCUUAAAAAGUUCAAUAUCAGCAUUGGUAGAUAUGAACAUUACUGUAUAUUUCAAUAAGAGAACUAUGAUGGUUGAUUUGUCUUGUUUUUAAACAGAUAAUAUUAGCUAAGAGUAAACAAAUUCUAUAACAGGAGAGACAUAAUGUGUAUAUAUUAGCGCCAAUACUCAUAUUUGAGUCAUUAUCCCCACUGAUAUUGUUUUUUCAAUUAAUUAUGCUGAUUAUGAGAGAGCUGAUGCUCAUAUCAUAAAGCAGAUAUUAAGUUAUUGUCAUAUAUUUAUUUAUUUAUUUGCAUCUGGAAAAUCAUUGAAAAUCAUGGACAACUUGGUUCAGCCUCCCGCCCAUAUACGGAUUUGAAGCCGAAAAGCUCGCGGUAUUCCCGUGAUUUUUCUUCAUUUUCUGAAACCAGCAUUGCGCAUUAGCGUUGUGCGCAUUCGGCGGGAGAGUCACCGAGAGUCGCUGUGAUAACGCUAUCCCAACGGGUGAGCUACCCAAUCCCUGAACGCCAAUAGGCUGUAUCAGGUGUCAAUCAUAGUAAACAUAAACCCCCUAAUAACUUUUAAAAACGGAGCUUCACAGGAAAAAAAAGACGAGCACAAACCAGUCUUACUGUAACUACAUGUCAACAGUGCAAGCACGGGGGAGAAAAAUUUAUGUUCUGUGUAAUAAAUUUCUAAAGUUUGUCCACAGCUCCAUAAGCUUUGCUGGCAGAGGUGGGAUUUAUGACCUAUACUGCAGCCUGUCACCAGAGGGUGCUGUUCUCAGAGUGGCUUCACCCAGCAAGGAGGCAGACGUUGUCCAUUCUAUAUACAGUCUAUGGAAAAAUACAACAAUUUAACAAAUAAGACACAGAAUUUUUUGAACUUGAACAAACAUUUUUUAUUCAAGCUCCUUGUGAGCAACUUUUGGUUUAUGUCAAUUUUAGUGCCCCCUGUGGACAAAGCAGUCUUUGCUAAUCUUGUUUUCAAAGUAGUGUCUUCGUACAAAAACAUCAUCCCUUUUUUGACAGUCUAAUGCAGACCUGGGCAAUUUACAGCCCGAGGGCCACAUCUGGCCCUUUGGAUGUCCCUGCCCAGCCCUUCGUAAGGUCCGUCAAUCAAAUCAUCAACACGCUAUAAAAGGGUGUCACUUUUAUCUUGAAAACCUAGCUGUUGUUUUAUUUCUGUUUGGACGCAUGUGCGUACAUCCUAGAUCUGCAUUCGUGAACAGAGACAAGUUUAAACAUCGGCGAAAUAUUCGUAGACGCCUUAGAGUUGCCAAGUCCACUUAUUGUAAACGACUUAAAGCUUGUUUCUCUCAGAAGUUGCUAUGAAAACUUGUGAAUCGCGGGUGCGCUUUUUUGGGCUUGUUUUUAACUCGUAGUUGCUUAUUUGGGCUUGCUUUUCUGUAUGUGUGAACCCCCCUGAUUUGAAGUUGAAGUUAUUGUUGGUUUCUUAUGUGGCCCCAUGUAAAAAUUAAAUAAAUGGUCUAAUAGAUCAUUUAUUGUUCAUAUCUCACGCAGACAGUGUAAAAAAGGGGGACUGUUUCUAGAGCUACUUCACUAACCCUGCUCACACCAGUUUCAGGCAUUAAACGCUACAAUAUAAAAAUCUUGAGUCAUGCUGCUGAUGGUCUUGUUUGCUUUUGUAAACCAUAAAAGGUCUGAAAUAUGAACUGAACUCUAUAUCAUGACAUCCAAAUAAUUCCUUACAGCAACUUUAAAUAAAUGUAGACAGAGAAAUAUUUGGCUCAGAUAUAGAUCGCCUCAAGGGACUGCUAGAUUUCUGUCCAGCCAUCUGUACUUAUUAAAAUGGGAAAAAAUACAAGAGUAUUUGGGUUUAGAUGAAAAAAAAAGAAAGCUCUGUUAUUACUAUGGUACCACUGUGUUUUUUUUUUAAGCAAAAGAGCAUGAACAACAGAGAAACAAAAACUGCAACAAUGUGACAUGAACACUAUCAAUACUGCAGUGGAGAUUAGAAUUAGAGAACAAUGACUGAACACUUGAUUCAUUCCUAAAUAAUGUAAUCUUCAUUGCUCAAUGCUUUUGUGGAUUUUUUUUUUUUGUUGUGGCAAUACCGUGUUACUAGAACAGUGUUUUACAAAAAAACAAGGAACUUCAACAACAAAAAAAGACUUUAUUUUGCAGAAAACACGAUGAUCAAAGAAAAGCAAUGCUUUUAGCAAAAAGAAAAUUACAACAAAAUUUUCAGAAGGUUAAGACGGUCAAAAGUUAGUAGGAAGUGCACAGGCUUUUGCUUUUAAUGACUUGUGGACAUCUGCGGCCAGAAGACAUCACCAGUCUCGCGCCGCUCUGGUGAGAUUUUGGUCCACUCUUCUUCCAGUCUCUUCCACAGUUCGCUGACUGUAGUCGGUUUGUGGCCAUGACUAUAACUUUCUAUUGGGUUUAGAUCAGGACUCGGAGCUGGCCACUUAAUUAUUUCAAGGUUUUCAGUUUCAAGGAUUUGCUUUACUUUUUCAGUGUGACAGGGAGUAUUGUCCCGCAUGAAAAUUGCUGGCUGACUGAGUGAUGAACCCUGAGAAGGAAUUAUAUGCUGCUGAAGAGGGUUCUGAUAAACAAUUGCAUUCACUCGGCCAUGUAUCUGUGUCAGAGGCCCAACUCCUGCUGCAGGAAGCAUUCCCCAAACCAUGACUUUUCCUCCCCUACCUUUCACUUCUUUUUCACAUGUUACACAAAGUGACUUCUUUACACACUUUGGGUGCAGUCUGUAUCCAGUUUGAUGACAAACGCAAUGUUUUCCAUCGGACCCAAAUAAAUUAAACUUGCUCUCAUCACUUAAGUGAACUUAAAACCAGUUUUCUUCUGUCCACACAACACGUUCCUCUGCAAAUGUUAAACCUUUUGAUUCUCUCUGCAAAUGAGAGGUUCGAGACACAGUAUGGCGAAACAGAGUCUUACCCUGUUCAGCACUGAACUGGUGAGCAUUUCCAGCUGCAGUGUUGAACCAAUUUUCCACUGAUAUUCUCUGUGUUAUCCUGUCCAGCUGCACAAGCGUUUUAGUCACUUGAGAAUGGCUCAGCAUCGUGUGAGGUCAGUGAGAACUUAAAGUUAGGUGCCAGUAAAAUAGGGUGCGUCAGAUAAUGAGGGAAUUCAGCACCAGGUACCAGACUAACAUCAAUUAUUGGGAGGUAUCUUCAAGUGCUCUCUAAUUUUGAUCACAAUAAAACCGUGUUUCCUAAUAUAUGCUGCCAUCGCAAAAACAGUAACAUAAUACAUGGCAAGGCUGUCAGUCACUUAACCCAUAGAAGCAAUCGAAAGAGUACAGGUUUUUUUUUUUAUAAUGAAUGAUUCAAUUAUUAAAAUUGUUUUUAAUUUUCAGAAAAAGAAAUAUUAAUAUACCUGUUUGACAGGUGGAGAGGAGUCCACACUGCUUACUAGGACCCGACUGAUACGGAUUUUUGGGGGGCGAUGCCGAUACUGACUAUUAGGCGGGAAAUAAAUCCAAUUACCGAUUAAUCAGCCGUUUUUUUAUUUUUAUUUUUAUGAAGUUAUAAAAAUAUAUAUAUACUGUAGGCUACUGCUCUUCACGCUGACAGGAAGACCAACUGAUCAAACUCGGACCAGAAAAGCGUUUCCAACCUUUUCAAAUGGCGGAACAUUUUCGAAGUGAAACCAAAUCUUACUCUCCGCAUUUUAUUUCUGAAAAUAUCAGCGAAAAUCAGUGAGUUUUGGCCGAUUACCGAUUAGUCUCAAAUGGGCUAAAAUCGCCGAUGAAUCGGUCAGGCCCUACUGCUUACAUAAAAAGGCUACUUCACGCUUUGGUCUGCACUACAGGUUGAAGAUAGUCUGAUGUUUCUUUAGGCUGCGGUGCUCAUGCUGAUUCAUCAUCAGGGUUUAUAAUGAUGUUCACUAAUAAGUCUAAUAUAGUAAAGGACAGUCUGAUUUUAGUCUUGGUCUUGGUCAUCCUUGCCCUCUCCUCCUCCUCCUCCUUUUGGUCCUUCACACUCUUCCUCCUCUCCCUCUCAGAUUGUCUCCAUCCUUCUGCGAUGACUGCCCCCUUUGUUUACUUGUAUACAUCACAGUUGAUCUGCCAACAGUGUAUACUCGGGUAAAAGUGUUUCAGAGUGAGCAGCUCAAUAAAUGGGCUCAGGCCACUGAUCAUUCAGAAGAAGAAGAAGAACUUUAUUGAUCACCGAAAGGGAAAUUCAAUUGUCUGUUGUCUCAUGUAAUAUGUCUAAAAAAGUUAUCUACUAUUUACACAAGAGUUAUAAAGCCUGAUGGCUGUUGGUACAAAAGAUCUUCUGAAUCUUUCUGUCCUGCAGCGAAGAGCGAGGAGCCGUCCAUCACCAUUGGCCCUUUGGUCCAUCAAGGUGUUAUGAAGUGGGUGAUCCAUGUUCUUUAGAAUAGUCUCCACCUUCCUCAGUGUAGAUCUCUCCACCACAUCCUCCACAAAGUCCAGCUUGAGUCCAACCAAAGAGCCAGUCUUUUUCACCAGUUUGUUAAGACGUCUUGCAUCUUUGUGUUUGAUGCUUCCUCCCCAGCAGACUGCAGCGUAGAACAGAACACUUGCCACCACAGACUGAUAAAACAUCUGCAGCAUCUUACUACAGAUGUCUAUUGAUCGGAAGAUUCAGGUAUAAGAUUCUGAUUCAGGUCAGACAACCAGAAAUUUUAAACAAUUGUGAAAAACUGUAAAAAAAAAAAGUCUUUGUCUUUUCAGUCUGGAUUACAUGGCAAACUUGGAAAAAAAUAUAUAUAUAUACCAUGUGCCACCAUUUCACAAAGUAGGACUUUGAAGUAUCGUGUCUUUGUGCUUUAAGAAUACCUCUUUUAGGUCUGAAGUUGGUAUGUUUUGACUUGGGGGCUCUUUGCAUAAAUUCGUGCUUUGAGAGGAAUUUAUCUCAUAUUUGCAAAAAUAAAAAAUGACCUUUGUUGUUCGCAGCUCCUGACUGACAAGCACGCACUUUGAUUUGAUCACCUGCUGUCAUCUUUGGACUGUUUUUGGACAGCUGCUGUGUAGAUAAUGCUUAAUAAGAUUGCCUGCUGCAAGCUUAGUCAGCUAGCAGGCUCUACUUGUAGGCAGAUAAGAUCACUUCAACACUGACUGGAAAGCUUCCAUUCAAUUAUUAGCUGGGUGUUUGGUAUUCUUCCUUUUUAUAUCAAACAUUAAAAAAAAUACCCUGACUUCAUCUCCUGGACUUCCCGUUAGAUCAUCUUUCCUGUCUGAAGUGAUGCGUCUCAACUUCUUGACAGUGUGUAUGAAAAAAGCAUCUUUGGAAAGCAUCAGAGCUCUUCACAGCACUGAGACAGCUGAUAGAUAGUAAACCUUUCAGGGCUGAUAGAGAUUUUGUUGGGAAAAUCAGUACCAAUACUACUAUUGAUGUUCAAAAUAUCAAUACAGCUGAUGCCAAUUUUCCCUCCCAAAGCAAAUGAGUUUGACCAGCAGGGGACUUCUUCUGCUCGGUAAAACUCCUUGGAAGAGCAGUGAGGUGAAACAGCUGUCCAGAUUUACAUCAGUGUGAUGAAAACAAUAACAGGAUGCUCGGCGAAAGAGAUAUCAGCUGCUGGCAUCAGUACAUGACACUUUUACUUGCUGAUGGGUUGAUGUCUGUCAGCAGGGACGAUAUUUGUCAGUGCCAGUGUUCAACUGAUACAUCGGUGCAUCCAGAGGUUUGAUGUUGUGCUGAUUCAGGCAACUUUGAACAACCAUAUGUGAGUCAUUGAUUGUUAAUUUUCUCUGAGGAAGAGAUAAACAUUUUGUGAUCUCAUUUUACAUCCAGCUAUCACAGUAGUGUUUGAAGUGUUUUUAGUACAUUACCUUAUCUUUGGAUAUAGAGUUGACUUACAAUUGUAAAGCUGUGGUAAAAUAUAGGACAAGACCGAAUAUCUGGAAAUGGGGACUGGUGACAUGCUCCCAUUAAUUUUUCUUGGAAGAGGAAGGCUUUGGCGUUUGAGCUAAUGGCGUUUGUUGAGCACGAGUACAAAGCCACCAUCACGGUGGACAACAACAUGUACGAGGAAAGCUCAGCAGAGUUUUUGAGGAGCAGGUUUUUGCAGAAUGUUGACAAAUAUAUCUGUGUUUUAUUCUCUGCUGGCUCACAGUAUGAUCCAGAUAUCUUGAUAAAGGUUGUUGUGAUGGAGCAAGGUCUCUGUACUUUUGGCACAGCCAUCUCUGAUUUCUCAGUGCUGGAUCAGCCUGAUUCCCAUUUCUCCCAAUCCAUUUUCCUGUGACCAAUUGUAAGCUGGAAGUAGUAGUAGAGCAACCGGGUUCAAGCUGGAUUAGCUUGGAUUAGCCCCUGUUUAAACUCUUUCUGUCUUCUAUGGGCAGCUGCAAUGACCACCACUGGUUUUAUUGUGUAUUUUGCAGCCUAUUCUAUAAAAACGGUUCAGUUUGGGGUAAUACACUCUUUAGUUAUAAGUUAAAAAGUAGAGCUGGAAAGCAGUGACUUUUAAAGUAGCUCUUUGCCACGACAUCCAUCUGACUUUACAACUGUAACCAGUUGAAGGUCAUCCUUUUCUCUUCAUUUAAUGGCAGUUUCAGUUUAUUUUCUUUUGUGUUGAAUGCGGCGAAAACUACUUUUCAGGUAGAGCUGCUGGAUUAUGGCGGAUAUCAUCAUCAUCACAGUUAUUGGAAUUUCGGGCUAAAACGAUUCCUCGAGUACCUUGAUUACAAGAAAUGUUCGAGGAAUUUUCUCUGCCUCGAGUACUCGUUUAUAAGCUCAAAUCGCCACUGUUUUGCAUGGAUUGUUUUCAAGGUAACACAACGCACUUAUGUCACCACGAUAGAAGGAGGAGUAAGCACGGUUUUGAAUGAUGAGAGGGGCUUUUCUUCUGCCGAGCUCCAGUAGCUCAUUAGCACUUCGCCUCUGAGGGCGGAGUUAGCGCUGCCCUGCACACUCCUCUUCACGGUAGUUUGCUGCCUAACAAUGCCGGUGUAGUAACAGAAGUAGGUAACGUAGGAGCUAAUCAGCUCUCAGACUUUAAUGUCUUUAGGGACAUGAUGAAAGUUAAUAUCGUAAUUAGCUUUCUGACGAGCAUUGCAAUCCGCUUACGCACAUGCUUGUUGCAAUUGUUUCGCGAUUACUAAAAUGUUGGAUAGCUGCAGCCCUAUUGGAAUUGGUAUUGAACUCCUGAUAGGGAGCUGUGUGCUCCCUCUGUCCAUCUGCUUUACUAACACACACCCACUCCUUCCUUUGAUAGCUUUAUCUUUCUCCUCCUGUGUUAGCAGGAUGGUUUCAAAUAAGAACAACUUGGCUGUCGACACAGUUUUUAGUCUUUAUUAUCUUCUUUUCAUCGUCAUAGAGAACCAAAAGCGAAGCUGAAAUUAAUUGAUUGAUUGCCCAGCCUUUUCUCCUGGGCUGAUUUAUUUUGAGUCACAUUUAAGCGUGUCAUCAAAUAAAGUCAGCUGACUCUUAGAUGAUGCACAUGUUCCACAUUAGCUCUGAACAUGAUCCUUCUCAACUAUCUUUGAUUAUCAGGACUUUGUCGGAGAUGUUCUUAUGUCCAUGCAGGACUUUGUCUUGUUGAAAAACUUUGACAGAAGUUUGUUAGUGUUGUAUGAGCUAUUAUACACACUUUCUAUGUUGUACUACUAGGACUGCAAGAUACAGGGGAAAAAACAUAUACAGCAUUUUGUUUUCUUCAUGCUGUAUAUAGUAUAUAGUACUAAAGUACUCGCUUUGACACACUGCAGACCCUGACUAUAUCAAUCAACAGAAACGAUUUACUCGUAAUCUGUACUUUUUGUCAGAGUUAAAAAUGAUGUUAAAUCUGCGUCACAAGCUCUGUGAUGGUGACUCCUUUUUGAAUAAAUACUCACCGUCUUCUAUAGAUGAUUUUCACCUCACUAAGAUGUACGUGGACUGCAUGUGUAGACGAUUCUGUCCAACUAUAAGAAACUGGCCUAAGCAACCUAGUAAUGGGGAGCUGAAAGGGCACAUGUUACUGCUUACCAAAUCAGAGGGGGGCAGGCCUCUGUUAAUAAUUUCAUUCUUGCCUAAUGCUUGUAAACUGGAACAAGAAUAGUAGUCUAGUAAAAUUGCUGAAUGAAGCUUUCACCAUAGCUUAACUUAGCUAUAUGAGCGUAAACAUACUGAAUGUUAAUGAGCAGCGAGACGAGCAGAACAACGAGCAUUUCCUGGUAAUCUGUGGUGGUAGAGGUUUCUUGACUUAUGUGCGUGUUUACAUUCUACAGUCAUGACAAACAGACACUGCUGCAGCGGUCAGUUCCUCCAUGUGGUCGAGCAAGAGGCUGCUAUUAAGUAGAAGAUUAUGUUGACUGUUUUGCGAUCCCUCUCAGACCAUCUCUCUGCUUCUCCAGGAGCACCAUGGCGAUGUGGAUCCAGGCCCAGCAGCUGCAGGGUGAGGCUUUACACCAGAUGCAGGCUCUAUAUGGCCAGCACUUCCCCAUCGAGGUGCGACAUUACCUGGCCCAGUGGAUUGAGGGUCAGCUUUGGUAUGCAAUAAAUCUUUAUCACUGUUUUGUUUUGUUUUUUUGUACAUUAAAUUGAUUUGAUUGAUGAAUUGAGUUUUCCUAAACGUUAUAAUAAAAUGUGUUUGAACUUGCCAGGGUGGAAAAAACUCAAGUGGCUCCUCGGAACUGUUGUCCCAGCUGCUCUAAAAACCUGAAAAAAAUGUAACCAAAUAGAUUGAAGGUUUCAGAGCGCACACAGGUUAUGAAAUACGGCAUAAUUAACUACGUGUAUAGGCAGUAUCGGAAACUUCUGCUGAUCCGUUAAGCUAUGCAUUAGUUAUUUGCCUACGGUGCCAGCUUACACGCACAAACAACAAGCUUCAACAAGUCGGCUUUAUGAAAGAAUUUUGUAAGUGCCAGAAACAGACAGCAGACACAUUACUGGAGUGAAUCUGUACCUGAAGGAAAUUACAAUGAUGAUUUGUGGAAGAAUCAAAUGUUGUUUCUCUAUUUUUGAAACUAAAUGACUAUUAAGUAGAGUAGCAGAUUAACUGUAGUGUAGGACAGACUUGGCGUUUUCUGCUUCCACCAAAACGAGUUUGAAAGAAUCACCAUAUCAGAUGUUGGCACCUCUAGUAUAGAUUGAAGAUUAAACCUUAAAAAAAGGCUUUGAAUGCAAAAUGUCAACCUUCAGUUAAAUUUAUAAAACUCGCUCUUUCUCUCUCUAAAUGCUCAGGUCCAAGGAGAAAGAAAUAACUAUUACCCCUUUCAGACAUGCACAAAGUUUCCUGAAAAUUCCCCGAAAUGACCCUGUGGGUGAGCUGUACGAGUGAACAGAAACAGCCGAGAUUUUCACUCCGACUUUACUCAGAAUAUUUCCGGCCAGCUCCUUAGUAUCAUUUCGGGGUAGAGUCUGGGUGAGCUCAUGCGAGAACACUGCAGCAAAUCUUCUGGAUAAUUCCCUGAGAGUAGUGGGGGUGGGGUGGGGUGAGGAUCUUUUCUGGCAGGUGUUCUGCCUGGUUUUGCUUCUUGGUUGAAAAAUGCUUCUUUUGUGCAAACCUGUAACAGAGGUGGUCUGCUCACUGUAUUUGAUGAUGAUUGUAUGUCACAGACAAGAUACAUGUACUGUAAGAAUAAGGCAGUAUGUUUUUGUACACAAAUAUGAAACUUUUAUUUGGGGGUCUCGGAGUGUUGAAAUAUCCCCUAACCAAUUAUGUGUUCAGUACAGCACCACAUUUGUAUCAUCAGAGAUGUCAAAGUCUGUUUUCAACCUUUAUUGCACAGUUUGUCAUUAAAACUUUAUGAGAGAAGAUUAUCUCAAAGACUGUAGAUAGUAUGGUCAACAUGACUCCGCCUCCUGUUCCUGUACAGAUUUGAGGCCGAAUUGCUUUCCAGGAUUAUUUCCAUUUCCUGAAACCUGCAUUUGCGCAGUAGUAUUUGGCGGGAGAGUCACUGCAGGGCUUGACACUAACUUUUUUCUCAAGGAGCACAUGUGCCCCUAAGUUGAGAAAGUAAGGAGCACACAAAGAACUAUAGAGGCACACUAGAAAUUGCUUUUAAAUUUAACCCAAACAUUCUUGAAGGAUGAAUUUGUGGGAAAAAAAGAGGUGUGUCUUAUCCUUCGCCCUUAGUACUAUUAUUUGAAAUCUAUUUUAGGUCAAUUGGUUACAUGAUGUGGAAGCUAUUGAAGGAAAACAGCCUUUCUGGGAACAUCAACCAGUAAUUUAUUGAUGGUCCCUUAUUCAACACCCGAUGUUGACAGUGGGGGUGCUGAGUAGAUUUAACCGUGCUGCUGUUGCUAUUCCUAAUUAUGGAGAGAGCGAGAAGACACCGGUAGAUCCGCCGUGAAUGUCAAUUGAAUAUCCAGCCUAAAACUAACUUCACUGCGGUAUUUACAUGAAAAAACAUUUGUUGCCUCGCCUGAUUUUUUUUUUUUUUAAGUGUAAAAAGUAAAACAUUAGUCUUAAACUUCUCUUAGCUUUGCUUUUACUAAUCUCUGAGUUUAUAACCAGGGGAGGAGGUGGGCUGCAGGCAGACAGGCAAGGAAGGGUUGCAGGGUUUAAAAUUCUAAUCUGUCCCUCAGGAGCCCUAAAAAGUGUUUUUUGCAGGAUUUACUGAAACUGUAUUGAGAGGUUCUAGGAUUGUUUAGGGUUGCUGGGCAGACUGUCUCCUACUCCAUCCUCAUCCCAGUCCAGAAAUUAGUACAUUAAAAUGAAAUAAGAUACCAGUCUGGCGCUCAGUAAAAAUGAUUUAUGAUGUUAUGAUGUGCCAGCAUUAUAAAAUAACCCAGUACUUCAGCACAACUCAUAAGGAUGAACGGGCCAAGCCUUUGAAAGAUUAAUUCCUACCAAGUGGCUUACAGUUGUGAUACUUUCAAUAUGAAUUUUAAAGAGGCCUGAUGAUGUGUUGCUGCCCACUUCUGCUUUCCUGGUGUCAAAGACGGUAACCAUAGACUGGACAGUAUGAAAACCACACAUACCUCUUAGAUGUUGUUUUCUGAAGAGGAGUUUGAAGCCAAGUGAUGAAGCUCGCUGUUCUGACUCAACCAAACUUUCCAUCAGCCUAGAAAAGACAAAGAGGUGGGACCAAGUUGAGUUCUUAGCCUGCUGGGAAGCAGCUGCGUGGCCGAGGGACCACUAUCCACCAUUCCUCUGUCUCUGCUGGGAUGUUGUAUCUGUGUUUGAGACCCUCUCCUCUUUAAAGUCUCCAGCUGUGGCGAAAGCAGGACGCUAACAUCACUCUUUUCUCCUUCUCAUAUUCUGAUUAUUUCAAUAUGCCAUCAAUCUGUAUGAUCAAUCAUCUGUCUCUUGAUAAGUAGUUGACAAGGUUUAACUAUUCCUGCGCUGCUUCAGAUUUUUAAACUGAAAUAAAGCGUGUGGUGAGCCUUCAAGUCAAGAUAAACCUUUCUCUAUCCCACAGUGGGGAAGUUUACAUGUCCAUGGUUGAUCCUGUGUGUCUCCCAUUGGCUGGAAAGAGUGUUACUCAGUUCAGGGGCAUUCAAGGACACCUUGUUUUAAUGAACACCCUUAAGACAACCAAAAACAGCUGCAUGCAAACCUUUUAGACCAUUAAAGAGAUUUUUUAAACCAUUCAUCCUGCUCCCCCCUACAGACUGCUGCAUGUCUGAGUGAAGCUCUAGCUGUGUUCACAUCAUCAUAAUACAAACUAAAAUCGCACCCUCACAUGGUGUGAAUACAGACAGAUUAUUGUAACGUGACUUUUUGUCGUGAAAGUAUCAUGGCAACUAAAUCAUCUGAUUUAUCUCAUCACAUCUGAUUUAUCUCAUUACAGGUUAAAAAAGCCUGAUGCUGUGUACGUGCGUGCGUGUGUGUGUAAAAGAAAUAUGAAGGCAAAAUGAUUGGAUUAGACGAGAGUAAGUGAGACUUACUGUUUCGCUUCACCUCUCCGUAGUUUGGCUGGAUGGAUGUCAACACUAAUGAGAGGUGUUAUCAUUUAGUUCUCUUUGUGACAGAUUAGACAGGCGCAGGCCACACAGACAAGGUGAUUUUUCACUCAAAGAUUUGAUCACCAGCUUUUAGACGCUGAGCUUUACAUUGGAUUUGGAUUGGUUGAUUAUCUAAAAAUGUGUUUAUGCCAUUCACAGGGAUUCUGUGGAGUUGGACAACCCAGCUGAGGAGGUCAAGGCCAAGCGCCUUCUCGACAACCUGGUGACUGAACUGCAGAGGAAAGCCACAGUCCAGGGGGGAGAGGAUGGCUUCCUGCUCAAAAUAAAGCUGGGUCACUGCGCUAACCAGCUCAAGGUACCUGUCAGCUACCACAUACCCUCAUUUUUUUAUCGUAGGAGUCCGUCAUUCAUGAGUUUUUCUGAUCGUCUGUCACAGUAUUUAUUUACACACUCUGAAACCAUUUACUGUUUGAACAUUUCUACUGACUGGUGUCCUUUAGUGUGAUCUUGUUUUUUUUUAAACAAAUACUCAACACAGAUGCAGAACAGAUGUCCGGUUUCAAUGACAAAUUCACUUCAGAAAAAGAUUGAAAACAGAACAUGAUCUUUUAAACCAUGUAUUUACUUGACAACAGCUCAAAAACAACACAUUAGAUACUGAAACUUAAGAGUUUUGGUCUUAUGAAAAAUGUAACCCAUGCUGUGCAUGACUUCCACAAAGGUCAUUAUUGGAUCUGUCAAACUCCGGGACAGUUUUUCAAGCUUCUGUUUUCCUCACAAAGAUUUUGAGAUCUUCAUGGAAAACAUUUACGAAACCAAGACAGCUUAGUUCACCUGUGGACAAGUGCCAUGGGGUCUAAGGUUUCCAAAAGGAAUUUCAAAUUUUCAUGCCUCAGACCACAAGACAGUUCUCCACAAGCAGACUUUUCUGGAUCUUGUUCAUAUGUGGCUUCUUCUUUGACCAGCAUUCAUGGAUUCAGUGAUGAGCUGUGUUCGUGGAUGCAGUUAAACGUGGUGCAGCCUGAAGGCUUUUCAGUUUUUGUCUUCUGCCCUGUUUCUCUUCUUUGCUUGAAGAAACCCCCAAAUUAAAUGCACUUUUUCACUGAGGAACUUUACUCUGAAAAUUGUUGAACUAUGUGCUCACGUAGUCUCUCACAGAGUGGUGAACCUCCCUGAUCUUUACACCUGAGAGACUCUGCCCUCUAUGGGAUUUGCCUUUAUACUCUGUGCUGGUACAAACCUAUGCUCUUCUAGGUUUUUUUUAAGUAACUCAAGUUUUUUUUUUUAUCCAUGUCCCAACUUUUCAACUUUUAACGUGCGAUCUUUAACCUGUUUUCAAUUAAACAUUUAGCGUAAAUGCUUAGUAACCCAUCAACUUCAGUUCAAAUCUACAUUCUACAGUGUCCAGUCUGUUGUGGAGUUGGGGUUGGAUUUGAAAAGCCUGUGAAACUUAUUACAGUUCAAUAGUAACUCUAAUUAUUAUGAUUAUUGGCUCUUCAGUGCUGUGCCACAGCUUAGGGUUUGGGAGCCUUUCUUUCAGUGAUAUUUAAGCUCUAAAUAAUGGACCCUUUUCUAACCCUUUUCCGUAUUUUGAAUAAGAGCAGAGCUCAUAAGGGUAGCUGAACAGAAAGAGCUCUGGAUCUAACAUUAACAGAAUUGUGCUAAUGUAUUGGAUUGACCUUUUUAUCUUGUGAAUGGUUGGCUUGGGUCCCUGUGAGUGCGUACUCUAAUGUAACCUACUCUUAGGGCUGCAUUUCUGUCUAAAUCCAAUCAAUGAAAAGCAGAUUUCAACAUCGGUGGUUAAUGUCAGUGAUGCAAGAACUUGUAACGGUAAGGGCAUGUCAGGGGUAGAAUGUUAUUCUUUGUGAUGUGCUGCAAAGUGACCUAAUUAAAUUUGUGUUUAUGUGAUCUCUCUGCAGAGCACCUAUGAUCGAUGUCCUCUGGAGCUUGUGCGAUGCAUCAAACACAUCCUGCACUCGGAGCAGAGGCUGGUUCAAGAAGCAACUAAUGUGAGCAUUGAAAGUUUCUGUCAGCAUCUGAAGGAACACUGAGAAUGUAAAUAAAGUAUUGCUUGAGUAAGACAGCACCUUAAAUAUACACAUGAACAGGAAGCAGGUUGUCUCUAGAAGUAGAGUCAAGUGAACAUAUCCAGAAGUAUUCUUUACAGGUCAAUACCAGGGGCUCUAAACUGAUUAUUUUCCUAAUUUGAUAAGUUAGUUGAGAUAAAAUCAACUUUAUUUACACAUUUUUAAAUUGCUCUAAAAUGUGAGUUAUUAGUGUCCACCUGAUUUGGCCAAGUUGUAUGUAUAUUAUACACAAGUACAUACAGACAUAUGUAUGUGUUUGAGUUUGAACUGACAGCAGAGACAAUGGGCCAGCAGAGGGACAUUAAUCAAAUCAGCAGCACCUGUAUGUUUAGCUCAGGUGAUGGUUCAAAGUACUUCUGACACACAGUCUGCUGUUGAUUUAAAUUAAGGAUGAGUCGUGAUUUUUAAAAAGUCGAUAUUUAAAAAAAAAAUUAUAUGGUUUUUAAAUAGUCGAUAUUUAAAAAAAAAAUUAUAUGGUUAACAUGACUUUCAUGGAGUCGCCUGGCUGCAACGGUAGACACAGUGUCUGUGGAAGCUGUUUGCCAACUGCCCGUCCAUAACGAAUAAAGAGGUUAGCAUCUGUUGAAGUUACCAGUAUGACAUUUGUGGUCCUGUGGGAUUUGAGACCAAAAAAACUGCAGACUUUGCCAGUCAUCAAAAAGUACAGUAUGAAAAAAUGAGCUAAAAUUAAGGUCUUUGCGUGGUUUGAUAAGCAUUUGGAUUAAUCACAGUUAUUAUAACACAUACAACAGCAAACAACAUUCAGAUAGAGAAAGUUGAAACAGGAAACAGUCAAAAACAUCCACAUGCAUCCACAAAGGUGGCGCCCCCAUUGGCCAACGUUCAUCUAGAUGCAUUCGCUUGAACUUAAAUGUUGUGUGCUAAUUGUAUGUGCUAUAAUGAUACUGAUUAAGGCUACAAGCUUAGAUGCAGAUGUCUAUGAAUGAACUUGUUGUUGAGUUUCAGCCUCUUUAGACUUCUCUUCCAGAAUCUCCUUCUACAGGGGUCAAAUAAGCAUAUGAAAAGUCUACAUAAGCAGACAGAAGUCUACAACAGCUACGCACUUGUCCCCAGUGAUUAUCUUAUAGUGUUUUUGCUUGUGGUGUCCAUCAUUGGGCUUUAGUACUUUUGACUUAUCAACCAAGAAAUCUGAAAGUUUUUGUGCUGCUCAAAUGUGCCGUGGUGUUGGUAUUUUCCUUCCUGACUCCAGAGGGAAGCAGGAAGACACUACGGAUGAUCUAAAAAUAACACCACCACAGUGCUUUUGAAUGGGACAAAAUAUCAAGAAAAACUGCACCCUUAUUUUGGGUCCUGAUGGCAUCUUAGUCAGGGGGUUAUCACUAACAGUGGCAAAGAAAUAGAGAGCAAGAGUUAUUACAGCACAACCACAGAAGGAGUAGUUUUCUUUACAGAUAUUUUCAUUGAAUUGACUGUCAUAAAUAGGGACUGCUGUGAAUAUUUUGGUAAUGUUAAAGGGAAAAUAUCAACAUUCAUGAUAUGUCAGUGACUUUUACAUCAUAGACCCGAUUAGCUGAUCCUGCCGCAGGUGGAAGAACACGUCUUUGUGUGCUGCGUCAACAAACAGUGCAAAAACAAACAGGUUUCUGAUGGCAUAGUAAAAAAAAAACGGUGUAGGUAGAGCGUACACAAACUGAUAUGAGUGUUCGGGUGAGAGCCUCUCCAAAUACAACACUGAAAUAUCUCUUUGAUAUGUUGAUAACAGUGAAGUUUUGCAUCUUGAAGCAGAAUUUUCAGUGAAAGAGCCAAACACUGUAGACUUACAUUCAUGAGCAGUAUGUCUUUAUAAUUGUUUUCACAUGGAGGCCUCAUUUUAUCUACUGAGAGCAAAUCCAGAACAGCUCUGGCUAUGACACAGACUGAGGAUAAUGCUAUCAUCUGUAGGACAUGUAUGAGAGAACAUUAAAGCGGUUUUAGACUCGGGCUAUUUUAAUUUUAUUUUCUGCUGGUUUUAUGUAUGUGUGACACGGAGGAAUUAGAGUUUCGCAGCCAGCAGAUAGUUAAGUUUCCCUGCUGUAAAAUUUGCUCACUUUUGUCUCCACAUCUUUCUUAUUUAUUUCAGAUGUGUCUGCAUUCUUCUCUUAUUGUGUACAGGGAUUAAUUUAACGAGAAGGGAAGAGUUUAUGAGAACUUACUGGUAGUAAUUAUCUCAAUAAGAUAAAUAAUGCUUAUAAGUGUCUCUGGUACAUGAAGAAGAAAGAAGGGAAAAAAUGCUUAAAAGCAACAUCUGGACCCUUUCAAUGUUUGUGUUCAGGCCAGCUGUGGGAGUGGGGGGCAAGCCAUGGACAGCCUGUCACAGCGCCACCAGCAGAUCAACCAGGCCUUCGAGGAGCUCCGCCUUGCCACACAGGAAACGGAGAAUGAACUGAGGAAGCUGCAGCACAGUCAGGAGUACUUCAUCAUCCAGUACCAGGAGAACCUGCGCAUACAGGGUGAGGACAGGGGACACAUGCGCAGUCACAGGGCUUCAACAUUAGUGUAUGGCUCUGUUCCCACCUGGGGCAAAUAAAGACCACCUUCACCACUAAGUUUCUCUUGAUAAUGAAGCCUAAUGUGGUCAUACUGUAAAUUGGUUUAACACAGUAGUAAAUGAACCUCAGUGCAGGAUGGAGACCCUGUUCAUAGCAAAAAUACACAGAUCUGUGUUAGACUGGCUCCUGUCUCCUUGCAUUAUGACAAACUAUGGCCGCCUGCUGGGUCACAACUCUGUUGUGCCUCCAAGCGUCAGUCCAGCCUCUCGUUCCUGCACAGGAUUGUAUCAUAUUGGAAAAAUAAUGCACUGUCCUUUGUUGAAUCAAUAUGGGGACAUGAUUAUUCCUGUACACCCUUCUCUAAUGCUUUACUGCAUUUUCAUACAGCUAGCUUGAUAUAAUAAAUAUUUUUACCUUUUAAAAUUUUAUUUCUUAAUUUGAAUUUGGCUCGCUUCAAAAUAAAAAAAUGAGUCGCUGAGAGAAAACAUUUAUUCCUGCCACGAUGAUACAAUCCUUUUCUGUUUUUUUUUUUUCUAUUAUAAAGCUAAUUCACGUUUAUUGUAAGCGUAAAGACUUGAUUUGCAUUUGUAGAUAUGAAAAGGAAUAAAGGUAGUGUCGGGCUUAUUGUGUUCAAACAUGGCAAUAUCAGCCGAUUACUUUGCUUUUUUCCUGAAGGGAACAGCUCUCCAAAAGUAAACAGUGUUUGUGACAUCCUUCCUCUCUCCUGCUUCCUGCUUUGACAGCCCAGCUGAGCAGCCUCUCGUCUCUGCCUCCAGCUGAGCGCACCCAACGGGAGACCUCCUUACAGAGCAAAAGAGCCACAGUGGAGGCCUGGCUCACGAGAGAGGCCAGCACACUACAGAAAUACAGGCUUGUAUGAGGACAGGACACUCCUUUUGAAGCACACAGACACACAAAGAAACAGGACAGGUCUUCAUUUAGAGCUCUGUUAGUUUGUAUUCUGAGACAGCCUGAUACAAAACUUAAGUGCCAUUUUAAAAGCCAUCUGCUUAAAUCAGAAGAAAAUCCGUAUAACAAAACAUGCUGACCUUAUUGGAUUAAGAUUGAUAUAUUUAAGACGUCUGCGGUACCAAAAAACAUGACAGGUUUCUUUAAUUUGAGAAGGCUCAAAAAUGUAACUCAGCCAUACGCUGACAUUGAUAUUGUAAAUGCAGAGAGUUGUUGGACUUAAACUGCUACAUGUGAUGAUUUUGAGCUUUUUUCAACAACAAAAACGCAGUGCUCUUGUUAUUGUUAAAGAGGACAACACCAAAGUAAUACUGGAUGUGGAUCAUAAUUAGAACAAUUUGAGGGGUGAGAGGCAGAUCUGUCAUUUUUUACCGGUUUGUUCCUUGUCCUUUAAACGUCUUAAUUUAAACCCUUUCUACCACUUGCAUAACCUGAUAAGAUGCAUGAUCUAUUUCUCUGUAGAUUUUGGUAAUAAAGCAAGUUUCAUAAAGUGGUUCUGGGUGUGUCUAAGACAGUUUAUUUGAGGCAGAGUCUCCAGUCUGCUUUGACAUCCUUUUAAUCAAAUAAAGAACUACAAAAGUGUAAAAGGAGCAUCAGGCUUCAUAAUUGAGAAUUAACAGAUUCUGUAUGUUUUUGAAUGUGAAGAUCCCAUCAGUGAUCACUGCAGACACAUCCGGAGACGUGAUCCGAGCAGGUGUUAACAGCUGUGAACCAUCCUUUUUAGCCCACUCUUGGCUCUUUGUUUGUUCUCCUUUUGAUCCACAUUGACAGUAACUUCCUCAUCAUUGUCCUUCUCACUGACGCUGUGCUUUUGUUAUUGAUCAUAUGCUGUAUCAGAUAGUUUUACUCAGGUAUAAAGUGUUUCUCACAGGAAGAUUCUGGACUGUUGGUGGCUGUACCACAGGGGGUCUAUUUGACCUUUAAAAAAUGAAUGACCCUCUUAGUUUAAUUAAAUCUAACUAAUAGAUUUAAUCAAUCUAUCAAGAUAGAUAGAUAGAAAGAUACAUAGAUACUUUAUUUAUCCUGAAGGAAAUUCAGUUUCCCAGCUACACAAUCAAUCAUCAUCAGGAAAUUAAUUUAUAAAAUAGUGCACAGAGUGUAGAAAAUGAAUUAAGAUAUUCAGGGAAAAGGAAUUACCUCGAUAAUCUGUUAUCACAGGAGGUGAUUAACAUGUCUGCAGGCUUUCGUGUUAAUCUCUGUGUAUCAAGACAGUCUCAAACAAAGAAUUUAGAAUAACACUGGCAGCAACAAGAUACACAAAACUGUUAAAAGUCUCACAAGCUUUAUUUCAAACUUGAGACGUUGCACCACUGUUUAUGUAUUUACAGUAACUUUCCUCGCUCUCUGUCAAUCUGAUCACCUGUCACACAUGAGUGAAGGGAGAGCUUCUAGUUUAUCUAUCUUACACUUGCAAAAGAGAGAAAUACGUCAACUGUCGUAAAUAUACUUGGGUAGCCUGUCGGGUAAAGUCUAUGUGUGGGGAAACGCUGUUUUUACACGUGAACGUGUUUGUCAGUGUGUGGCCGGUGGUGUGUUUGCAGGAUCUGUCAGAACAACAUCAGAAGACUCUGGGCCUCCUGAGGAAGCAGCAGACCCUGAUCCUCGAUGAAGAGCUCAUCCAGUGGAAGAGGAGGCAGCAGCUGGCAGGGAAUGGGGGUCCACAUGAGGGGGCACUAGAUGUUCUGCAGUCAUGGUAAGUGUUAAGUACAACUUAGCAAAAAAGUAAGGAAAGUCAUAUUUGAAUGUCCUGUAUCCUGCUGUAUUUAAAUGGAGCCACACUUGUGAGGAACAUGCAUUUGUGAGAUGAGCAGAAGAGCUGAGAUUGUGGGUUGCAUCCAUGAAAAAGUCGCCACAUUAUCUCUGCCAGUGCCAGACAGCUUAUUCUGCCGUUGACUCUGAUCUUCUGAUACCCAGUCAGCACCUGUGAACAUGUGAUGAUGUUGAGCUUCGGGCAACUUAAAACCAAGUGGUGGCAUCAUUUCACAACAUUUAAAUGAUAAGAUACUCCUUCAGAAGUCCUCAUCAGAUAACCCAGAGGGAGCAUGUACAGAGAAAACAACAGAGGACCCAGGACAGAACCCUGAGGGAUUCCAUUUUCCCAACUGCAGAGACAUAUUUACCAGACGCAGCUAAAAAAAAAAGAUCUACCAGACAAGUAGGAGUAAAACCAGUCUAAUGCUGUUCCAGAGACUCCCACCCACUGUCUGAGCCGCUGGAUCAACACACUGUGGUCCACAGUAUUGAAGGCUGCGCUGAGGUCCAGCAAGACCAGCACUGAACACUCCCCAGCAUCACCCUUCAUCAUCAAAUCAUUAGUUACCCUGAGAGGAGCAGUCUCUGUAGAAUGCUGCUGGUGGAAGCCAGAUUGAAAUUUGUCAAGAACAUCAUGUUCAUCCAGAACAGAUGUGAGACUGUUUCCUCACCCUGUCAGCACUUAAGAAGCAAAGGCUGUUUUCUACUGAAUUGCGGUAAAUUCUACAAACAAUUGUCUGUGAACAGAAGUUGUUGCUGCAUCCACAAGUGGACACAAAGAGGACACCAGAUAUGCAGAAAGUCUGGAUAUGUGCUACCAGGGUGGUAGCUCGUUCAUGACUGACUGAGGUGAAGUGGAAAACUGUCCUGCAGUUUAAGAAAUCAAAAAUCUUUGACGCCACUUUCUAUGCUGUGAAGAAAACAAGGAGCCUGGUAUCAGCGUACAGUUUAAAAGUCAGUGUCCCUGAUAGUGUGGGAUACACGAGUUCCCAUGGCACGGGUAGUUCACACAUCUGGGAAGGAUCUGUUAGUUCUGAUUCAUACAAAAGAGAGAUUUAAAAGAAGAGGUGAUGCACCACAUUGCUCAACAUGACUCUGACUGUUAAUAAUGAUUUGUAUUAAAUGUCAGUUUAGGUUAUCUUCAAACCAUUUUCAUUUGUGUCUUUUAUGGAAUUGUGUUUGUGUUGUUUUCUGUUUUUGUCAUUGCAUACAUGUACACUGUAAAUAUAUCAGAUUAACUUGCAUGGACUAAUGCAGCCACAUUUUUCCACCACCACUAAAUCCACCUCCUCUCCAUCAACAUCAGGUGUGAGAAGCUCGCAGACCUGAUCUGGCAGAACCGGCAGCAGAUCCGACGCUGCGAACACCUCACUCAGCAGCUUCCUCUGCCGGGUCCAAUGGAAGAGCUGCUGAGCAAACUCAACGCUGACAUCACUGAUAUCAUCUCUGCGUUGGUCACUAGGUGAGAACCAGACUUCUCUUUUUGACUCAGUCUGGAGUGCACGUCCAUAUCUGAGCUGCUGCUCAACCACAGAAUUACAGCAGUAACCCAUUGUGCAUUCUCUGAAUUAGGUCAGGUCACAGUUUCACUUCUCUCUGCAUCCUGACUCUGCUUUUGAAAGUCACUAUUCUAUAGGAAAGUAAAAGUCUCAUCAAAAUGCUUAGUUCUGUUUUUUGCAUUUGAAAGCUUUUUCUGUCGUAAGAACUUUGGACUUUUUCCUCCAAUAAUCCCACAAAUUCAGUCACUGUACAGUAUUUCUUACCCUGAUCUGCAUUGUCUGUACACAAGCUCAUACACCCCUAUCAGGGACCAUCCCUAACAACAUCGUGUUCUGUCCUCCCUUCUCUUUCUUUUAGUACGUUCAUCAUUGAAAAGCAGCCCCCCCAGGUGUUGAAGACCCAGACCAAGUUUGCAGCAACAGUGCGCCUCCUGGUGGGCGGGAAGCUCAACGUCCACAUGAACCCGCCUCAGGUCAAAGCUGUGAUUGUUAGUGAGCAGCAGGCCAAAGCUCUGCUGAAAAACGAGAGCACACACAGGUGAGGACUAAGUGAUAAAUAGAGAUACAAAGCUCAUAGAUAACGGGGGACGGGAACAUUUGCUUUGUUUGGUCUUAAAUAAAAUGAGUUGGGGGUUAAUCUGCAUGCUAGUUCUUUCUGUUUCCUUUGGCCCUGGUAGUGAAAGCAGUGGAGAAAUCCUCAACAACAACUGUGUGAUGGAGUAUCAUCAGGCCACGGGAACCCUCAGCGCACACUUCAGAAACAUGGUAAGCUCUGUUUGCUCACUUUUAGCCAUACUGUCCAAAACAGUGUUGUGCAGGUUUACACUAAAACUGGGCCAGCUCAGAGUUGAGUUCACACAGGUGAAAACAAAAUAGCUCAGAGUCAGGGUCCUAAAAAUGGACUAGGUCACGUUCAUCAGGUCUCACUCAUAAGACGUCAGUAAAUGUUUGUGUAGAUUUGCUCACUUAAGUCCUCAGUGCGAAAACACUGACACCAGGUUUGUGAACGCUACAGAGGACUAAGAUUUGAAUGUCGGAAGGUGUGUAAGAUUAUGAAAUGUAAAGAGACAGUGUGCCCUUCCAAGUCAACAAUCAGCAUUAAACCCCGCCCCUGAAUAGCCAGUGACUGCAGCUUUACUUCAAAUGAAUUUAUAAAAAACACGAAAUAUAACCCGCUUAACUUUUAAACCUAUUCUGAAGCGUUUUUUCCAUCUGCAUAUUUGUUUUUGAUCAAAUUUAAAUCACGUGUUUCAAAGGUAUCUGUGACAUCUAAGUGACAUUUUUAUGUGUUCCUCACUUACAAAAACUCCACAGAGAGUCAGGAGCAGGUGCAGAUUUUGUGAAUUCAAACUUAAUCAAAGCUUUUAAAAUAUUGAUGAAUGCUGGAUCACCUGUAAGUUUCCUUUCACCAACAGCCGUACCUACCAGUUUGCUCUGCUCAUUUUUCAUGAAUGAGACCCGCUUUGUCUAAAGGACCUCUUGUUGCUCUUGCGUCCAUUCUGAACCUCAGUCAUUGACUUCUCCAUUGACAGAUAGGCCAAGCAAAGACAAUCCCAUUUGAGUUUGUUUUCCUGAAUAAACAUCAGUUCUGGUGAUGGGAUUGGUCAUCUUUCAUCUCACCAGUUUCUCCUUGUCUUCUGUAAUAGUCUUAACAAAGUGAGGAAAAGCCUCUGUAGCACCUGAACCACUUGGUUAUCACUUGAGCUGAUGUUUCAUCUUCAAGCAUCUGGAGCAUAGCAACGGUGAGGGAAAAAUUGAGGCUUACCACAGAGACAGAAAUCCUGAAAGAGGAAGGUAGCUGACAGCUUUGGACACAUCCACUUCCCCUUUCACAACUCCCUCUUACUCCAAUGAACACACAGACAAUCACAAAAAAGGAAUAUGAUACAUUGUCAUACUUGUUAUAACCAACUGAACUGUACUUUGUGAAUGAACAGGAACUUACACAACAGAGUUGAAUGUGAAACCUUGAAGUUCUGCUGCCAGUUUCAUAGUUUCUUUUUUAAUAAUCAGCAACAGGCUGGAUGGAAAAAUAACUCCAUACCAAAAAAACAACAACACACUUUUAUUGUAGAUGAAACUCUAAAUACAGGGCUUGAAAUUGUGACAAGAUACAAACAAGUUACAAGGAGAUAGGCAGCACAUUUUUAAGGUGGAAUGAAAAGGGGAUGACAACUGUACGUACAUGUAUAGAUAGAAAAAUGUAUAAAUCCUUGAGAAUAGAAAUGCAAGUUCAAAACUUUCCCAUCUUUAAAAAUGUUAAUUGUUGAUAACUCCCUGAAAAUUUUGAUUUUCCCCAUAACAAGAAUACAACCCCAUGUUUUUUAACCCUGAAUUGUGUAUUUUUUCACAACAAAAUUCCAUUUUUAUUGUCAAACCCUGAGAUCUGUGUUUUCUUUAUCACAGAAAUAAAAGGGCCAUACAUUUAAUUUUAAUCUAAAAAACUGUUCAUCAUGUGUUAUACUCCAAUAAAAUGUGGCUGUAACUGAUGUUAUUUUAUAGUUACUGAACUAAAGAGAGGUAUUAAUUGUUCAACAGGCUGAACGAAAACAUCUAAAGCAGGCCAAUAAAAGUCAUCAUAGAAUCACAGCAACAAUGUUCUAGACAAUACAGGGACAUACAUGAACAUAUCUGAGUGUGUUUGCGUGAUCACAUUAAUCCAAUGACUGGCAAUAAUCAGAUUAACAUCUGUAUGAUACAGUAGACGGUCAGAUUAGUUUCCAUUCACAGGCUUUGAGUUUAAAUAUUUAGCCACAGAAAAAUCGAGGUCUAGAUUUUGAUAUGCAUGUACUUUUGAGAGGGUUCCUGAAAGACGUCAUCAUCAUUAUUAUUAUUACCUGUGUAAUAAAACAGUGUGUCUCUCACCACAUCUCACAUUUUACCCAUUUGUGUCUGCAGUCACUGAAGAGGAUCAAGCGUUCAGACCGUCGUGGAGCAGAGUCAGUGACGGAGGAGAAGUUCACAGUCCUGUUUGAGUCGCAGUUCAGUGUUGGAGGAAACGAGCUGGUCUUUCAUGUCAAAGUAACGACUUUAUGACUUCAAAAAAACUGUUAUUGUAACAUUACAUUUCUAUGAAUCAGAAUCAACUUCUCCCUCUCGUUGUGUGUGUAACCUGCAGACCCUAUCUCUACCUGUGGUGGUGAUCGUUCAUGGCAGUCAGGACAACAACGCUACAGCAACAGUUCUGUGGGACAACGCUUUUGCUGAGCCUGUGAGUUGACUUUAAAAAAAAAAUUCUUUUCCAUGAUCGGUGGUGCCUUUAUCAAGCUGUAUUUACUCAUAACUAGUGAUGCACGAUAUGAAAAAUUUCAACCGAUACCGAUAACCGAUAAUUUUCUUCUUCUCAUGGCCGAUACCGAUAACCGAUAAAUUCAUAUUUUUACAUUUAUUAUAAUCUUCAUAUAAUCUACAGUUUGUGCAGGAUGCAGCGAUUGAAAACUGAUGUUUUUGUUGCUCUGGCCUAUCUAGAACAACAAACAAAAGUUUUUGGCUCUUCAAAUGUGGUCAUUUGCUAUAAAUAACAAUAACAGAGCAAAAAGCAGAACUUCAUUUGAUCCCCUGAACUGUUCAACAGAACUGUAAACUGUAAAGGAGCUAUUAUGAGACGUUAGGCUUAGCAUGCUGACCGGACUAACAUCUGACGUCCAUAUGUCUGUGGUAAAACUCACGUGUAGUCCGUUCUUGUCGAUCAGGUUGUUAAUGUAUGUGGCGACAAUAUCAUAGAGUGCAGGAAGAGACACAUCCGAGAUGAAGCGGCGGCUUGGGAGAGUGUAACGUGGCUCCAAGUGUGCUAUUAACUUGCGAAGACCCGGGUUCUCAACGACGGAAAAAGGCUGGUCGUCGACCGCUAUGAACUCCAUCACUUUGUCGUUAAUGGCUUUAGCCUUUUCGCUGUCUCUUGAGAAGCUUUUGCAGUUUUUAAACGCCUGCUGAAUGGGGACAUCGAUCCUCCGUAGUGUUGUUGUCUUAGCUUUAGUACCGCUAGCAGCUUCGGCGGCUGUCUCAUAUUCUUUUACUACCGCUUCGCCGCGAUGGCGACUUUUCAGAUGAGCUAUCAGAUUCGUUGUGUUAAAACUUGACGUCUUCUUUCCUCCUCUCGGAAUCCUCGCUUAACAGGUUUUGCAUAUUGCAAUGCUGUUGUCAUCUUCUGCCACUGAGAGAAACGACCAUGCUGGUGAAGACAUUUUAUUAUCUGUCAGGUAGUGACGGGGUCAGGCUUGGGACCUGCGAGUAAGGCGCGAUAGAUGACGUAACCAGCGCGUCUCGGACGGGCGGCUACUCCGCCUGCAAACGUUACUCGUAAUUUCAUUAAUAUAUCGGAUCUUUCUAUCGGAAAAAUGCACCUAUCGGACCGAUAAAAAAUGACGUAAUUUCCCCCCAAAUCGGCCGAUAUUUUAUCGGUCCGAUAAAUAUCGUGCAUCCCUACUCAUAACCUCACACAGUGACAGGCACAAGAAAACUUGAUUUUAAGAAUCAAACCAACCAAGAACACGACUCCCAUCUCCAAAAUAGUUGUCUCGGUUUUGGUCCUUUUGCCUUUUGUACAGAGAUUUCUCACAUUUGAUUUAGCUGAAAGGUCUGCAGAUAUAUUUUAAUAAAAUCUUGGGUUUUACAGGUCUACAGCCCUGCUUUUUACCCAUGCUGUUUCUGCCUCCUCUCUCCCCAGGGCAGGGUGCCGUUCAUCGUACCAGACAAGGUGUUGUGGCCUCAGCUGUGUGAGGCCCUCGACAUGAAGUACAAAGCAGAGAUGCACAGCGGGCGAGGCCUGUCAGAGGAUAACCUGGUCUUCCUGGCCCAGAAAGCUUUUACAAGCAGCAGCAACAACCCUGAAGAAUACCGCAACAUGACUAUAUCCUGGGCCCAGUUUAACCGGGUGAGGCACACACACACAGACACAAACUCACCUUAACCCAGACAUGAACAACUUCCACAGUUCUGCAAUCGAAUGUAACCAUCGUUGCAGAAACACAAGGAUGGUAACGUUGAAUAAAACUCAAGUGGAAGUGAAAGGUUUUUCAUGUUUCAAAUCAAUGUUAAUAGUAAAUAAACACCAAGCUAUUAUUCCCACUCCCUGAAUCACCACAGAGGCCUACACACACACAGAUACACAAACAAACUACAGAUCAGACCUGUGUACAUGUAACCAAGCUAACAAAGCAAGUGUCUUUUUGUACAGGAGAGCUUGCCUGGACGUAACUUCACUUUCUGGCAGUGGUUUGAUGGAGUUGUGGAGCUCAUGAAGAAACAUCUCAAACCUCACUGGAACGACGGGUAAUGACUCAUGCUGUCUCAGCCACAGAAACUGGUUUCUUUUUGAGAAUCUUGAAAAACUCAAAGUAUGAUAUACAGAGAGGUAAAAAUGCUAAUGUAGUCGGACAGUGUCUUUUCAUGGUGUUAAAAGAAUCAGUCAGACUGAAACUUGACUAAGUCCAAUGAAAACACAUGUCUUUGACUGAAAUUGCACACAGUUGUGUUUCUUGAAGUCUGACUAAUGUGAGAAGGCUUUUAUGUUCAACAACACGUCACUUUAAUCGAAGACAGAUAAAUAAGUCAUGGUGAAGUUAAAGCAGGACCUUUUUCUGUGGUAAAAUCCAGUAAAACCUUCAGCUUCAUAGGAACAGACUGAAAAGACAAGCUGUCAUAAGGAAGUAGAUACCAGCGCCAUUUUUAAAACCGCCUCUUAUCAGAAUUUUCCAGAAAAGACUUUUAACUGUUUUUAAAGUGUAAGAAACCAGUUCAUUUGAACUGAUUUUAGAACAAGCUGCUGUGACAAAUCUGAUCUUGUACUAAAUCAAAUGUUUUAGAAGAUUUCACAUGCUUGAGUCAUCUUAGGUGCACUGCAGUAAAUUACAGUAUCAACAGAGUAGAAGUGAAGUGCAGAGUUUGUGAUGUAAACGAUAGUGGGCCCAGAACUGAACCUUGUGGUACUCCAUGUUUAGUGAUUGAAAAUUAAGUUUAGUCCACUGGCUGAUGAAGUGAUUCUAAUAAUCAUACAUAAUCUGUGUGUUUGUGUCCAGGGCUAUCUUGGGUUUUGUCAACAAGCAGCAAGCACAGGACAUGUUGCUGUCCAAACCCAAUGGCACCUUCCUGCUGCGGUUCAGUGACUCAGAGAUUGGAGGCAUCACCAUCGCCUGGGUAGCUGAGAAUCCCAACAAACCAGGUACCAAACUGCAGACUGUUUUUACAUGGACUGAGAGAUGGUGAAACUUGCAAUGAAACAUAACUCCGUUCAGAGGUCUGCAGGUUUAAACCGUAGCUGUGUGAGCAACGUGGUCUUAGUUUCAUUCAGGGAGAAGCUUUGCUUUACACAGAACCAGGGUUUUAUAUUAGAGGGUUUAAAUGUGUCACCGGAUUCAAUCAGAUCAGCUUGAUCUGAGAUUGGUUUCCUAGAACAGAAAAGAAGAUAAUACAAUAGAAUAUGAUGGAUAAAAAUAGAGUUAUGUAGAGUGGAGUGGAAUAAAAUAGAAGACAAGAGGGUAGAGAAAAAAAACAGAGUAUAAAGGAAUUAAAAGGGAGUGAAAUAACGAAAUGCAACGGAAAAGAAAACUAAAAGGAGAAGAAUAAAAUGAAAUGGGAUAAAUUUGAAUAGAAUAGAAAAGAAAACCUUUUCCCUGUCUUGGUCUUUGAAGUAAUGCAGAAAAAAUCAGAUAAAAUAGCAUGCAAUUUAAUGCGACUUCUAUCGCAGCAGGUGUAUUUUUCUCCUGUUAACAGGUGUAGUGGUACAGUGGUUUCAAUGCUUGGUUGUUCCUGUCAUUUACAAGGUGAACGGCUGGUCUGGAAUCUGUUGCCUUACACCACAAAGGACUUCUCCAUCCGCUCUCUGGCUGACCGGAUCAGUGACCUCAACCAUCUUCUGUUUCUCUACCCUGACCGGCCCAAAGACGAGGUCUUCGCCAAGUACUACACCCCUCCUCUCUGUAUGUAUUCAAUAACAAAAUAUAUGAGGUAAAUUCGUGCCAUGAAAGAUCCAUCCUCCCAGAGAUACUUUCUAGACGUUGUUGUUUAUCUCGCUCUGUGGUGCCUUUGCCAGCUUUGAUCAAAGUGUGGUGCAGUUGUAUCAUCAGUGCAUGGAUGAAAAACUAAAGGCAGCGUGUCUUUCUUGCAGCAAAAGCCGUGGAUGGAUAUGUCAAGCCACAGAUCAAACAAGUUGUGCCAGAGUAAGUUGCACAUUUUCUUUCCUCUGAACUUGCAGCGGGAAACCAUCAUCACCUACAGGAAUAAUCAUGAAGCUUGUUUUCAGUUUGAUGUCGCUCUGUCAUUAGAAUUCAUUUAAAAAAAGUCUACAGCUAAAUAGAAAUGGAAACCAGCCUUCAAUUUGUUCUUGUAAUUUAAGCAUCAACCACUUCUGUUCUAUUGAAGGACCAAGGGCUAAAAGACUUUUUCAUACCCAAGCCUUCUCUUACCUUCGAUGAGUAAAAAACAUUUCUCCAUCAUUGAGCUGUUAUUCCUGCCAAACAUGCAGACGAGAUAAAACAUGUAGUUUGAUUCAGAAAGCAUGAGCUGAGGGUUUAAUUCACCACAAACUGUGCUCCAGAGCAGGUACCUUCAGUCUUGUUUACAUGAGAUACGAUGAAUUAAUACAGCAGCAAUUAAUGUUCUUUGCGAGGAAGCCAAAUUGCAAAAACUCCUGAUUCAGAAACAGAAUUAAAGGGACAAUUCAACCAUCUGCUGGGGGUUGGAAAUAGCUGCGCCACAAUAUAAUACAAAUCCACAAUAUUUACAAGAGGUGAUGUGCUCAAACAUCUCAGUAAUUAUGACAAAUCUACUGCUGGAUGACCUAAAUGUGAAUAUACCAGGACUGUAAGCCUGUUGAUAUUACUUUGACAUAAACAUUACGAUAAGUAGGGGUUAAACUAGUCUGGGACUGUCUUGUUGCUCAACCCCUGAACAAACUGGCUGUGUUGUUAAUCUCAAUGUAGUAUUUGUUAAAUAUGAACAUGCUCCUCUUUGCCGGUUUAUUUGUGGGAAUAUAAACUGUUACAUUUAUGUCACACCUUUUGUUUAGUGAAUCAAGGUGAGAACACACAGAGUUCAGCCAGGGGUGAUGAUGCUGACAGCUCAUCUCCACAACCUGAAAAACCAGAGCAGACUGCAAAGAGCAGCAAAACUUUACGUUGUCAUGAAGUGGGACACUUACAAAGUAGAUUUGCAUGAUUUUCCCUUUAUUUCAGCUUCACUUAGCCUCCACUUCUCAGACUUUGUUUGGGCUGCUUUUCUACUAAAGGUUUACAAACAGGCACCUGAACAUGGCAUUUGAGUGUUACUUUUCACACAGCUCUUUAGUUAAAACCCCCUAAUUAGCACUGUCAGCAACAUCUUUGGAAAGACAAAAUAGCCGUGACUUUACUUUAUUACAAAACAACACUGUAGGGCAACUUUUCACAGUGUGAAACACAACAAAAGUUCACAACAAAGUUCAGAGCUGAGGAGAAGGACAAACAAUGAAACUGACUUUACAGCUUCAUGGUGGGCAUGCUUUUACAGAGCUGCCAGGUGAGCUUGUCCUUCAGCAUUAUCCUAAAGUAUUACCAGACAUCAGGUUGUGGCUGAGCUACACGAAGUUAGAGUGAAAUUAUUUGCAUUUUUAGAAAGUUGGUGAUCUUAUGAGCAGUUUUAAAGUGGAUGCCACACCCCACCUUGUUUGGUAUGAAAAUGAAAAAGUUGUCUAUUAAAGGUUAGUUGUCGAUGGAUUGCGUUAUUGUGUUAUCCCUCCAUCUCUGCUGUCUAAAGAUUAGAUUUUCCCCAGAGUAUUUCCUGGUUUAUCUGACUGUAGAUUCCCCUGUAGGUUAUGAGGGAUCAGUUGGUGGUGUUGUAGCAGUCUUUUUUACGAUUUCUGAAGUAAUGUGAGACAUGUCUGUGACAGAUUCACCACCCAGAACCCUGAAUCCAGUGGAGGAACUCCUGCUUUCAUGGAUCAGACGGCUUCUCCCUCAGUGAGCCACCCGAACAACUUCAACGUCUAUCCUCCGAUGUAAGUGCACUUCUUUUUUUCUGUGUUCACUAUAAUGUAUACAUGUUAUGUAAAUGCAAAACAGUUAUUAGACAACCUCUAUCCCCCAUGAGGCAAGGUCAUCGCCAUAGAAUAAAUCUCCAUGGUAACUAAUGUGCCCCUGCUUUUGUGCAGCUGAGUCGGGGCUAAGUUCAGCCAGAAUUAGUAGAAAAUCCCGCACUAGACUGUGAUCUUUGUUUUGUGAAGCAUCCCCCAGGAACCUCCUUAAAGUGCGCCCUCCUUCUCUGUUACUGUCCUCUCAGGGGUGACGCCAUGUUGGAUCCAGAUGGAGACUUUGACCUGGAUGAUACAAUGGAUGUGGCUCGCCACGUGGAGGAGCUGCUCCGACGGCCGAUAGCCAACCAGUGGAGCAGUCAGCAGUCCUGAAGCUGGAGCUACCCCUCUUGCAAACUUUCAGGCUUUUUGGUCUUACCUGAUACAAACACACACCUGUAAUACCUACCGGACUUCCCCACAGAACAGUGUCCCGCCUAUAUCUGCCGCUGUGGCAGAUCCACAUCAGGACUUCAGAGACAGGUCUAGACUGUAAUGUGGAGGUACAUCUCUCGAAAGAGUUGAUGUUAGCCACAUUUAAUGUCCUCUUACUCUUGCCAUAGUUUCUCUGUGUUGUUGUGUGGGGCUAACUGGAUUUGGCAAAUAGAAUUUUGAUACAGAACUUUGUUUUUAUGUCAGCCCCGUAUUAAUAAAUGCCCGAUGAGCAUUCAGCUGGCAGUAGGGGACUUCUGUAUGAAAAUGAUUUUUUCAUUUCUUGUAGAGGAUUUCUGUCCACACAGUCAACAUAAGUUCAAGAGACUGUAACAAAUCCCCUCUUCUUAUGACAGGAAAUCUUAUUUUAAACUUUUUUUUUACUAGUUUCUGCUAAAUAUGAAAAAUGAGAAUUAAUGGAUUUUGCUGAACAUCAGCCACUGUGAAGACAACCAGUAUUGAAGUCAGAUGCUCUUUGUUAGACAAACUGUGAGGGGGUGGGAUGACAAGACAAACAACAGACAUGUCUUCCAGUCAGGUGUAUUGGUCCAUUGUCGCUCUGUCCAAAGUUCAGCUGUGGUUCAGGUCGUACAGCAGGAUGAAACUUGAGUUGAGUGGAUUAAUUGUAAAGGUCUCUGGGUCCUGAGCUUUAACACCAUCUGUGAUUCAGUUGUACCCAGAUCUUAAUCAAAUCCACUAGGGGUCAGCGAACUUCAGUUUCAACUUUCUACAAUCCUAAGAAACUUCAAGUGGCAGCAGCAAAGGCUCGAGAGAUCACAGGCAUGCUAACAAGUAAAGAGAUCGUAGUAACAUUGUCAGUCUUGUUUACACCUCUGUGUCAGUGUUUUAUCAGAGAGGGCUUCAGUUAAACCCACAGCUCACUGUGCCAAGUAUACAUGCAUUGUUUUGGAGGGUAAAGUGACUGUGAAGAGAAACUUUAUGUCAAUAAAAUUCAAAAGGAUUCUCAAAAACCUUCAAA